Messenger RNA from Clupea harengus (Atlantic herring), 795 nucleotides. It is a transcript of the gene hspb3, whose product is annotated as heat shock protein family B (small) member 3. NCBI's taxonomy places the organism in Eukaryota, Metazoa, Chordata, Actinopteri, Clupeiformes, Clupeidae. Gene Ontology annotation, cellular component: cytoplasm; nuclear speck. The record is from RefSeq and is a predicted model, not a curated record.
UGACCUUUUUUUAGACCACCUUGUUGAUUUUAUCUGGCGCGGCCCACAGUGACACAGGGUCCCACAAACAGAGAGGGACUGCCAUGGAGGGAGUCACCAUCAAGCACUGGGCGAACUGCCCUGCACGCUAUGAAUCCCAUUUUGACGGGAGAGACCCGGACGACCUCACGGAAGACCACAGCCUGUUUGCCCUGCCUGGGCCCGCGUUCAAAGGUGUCACAUCAAGGGACAGAGCAGAGGGAUCGGACGACGAUGGCAGCCACCAUGGGCUGCGUGAGGAGCCUGCUUUCCAGGUGCUGCUGGACGUGACUCAGUUCAAACCAGAGGACAUAAUGAUCCAAGUGUUUGAGGGCUGGCUGCUGAUCAAGGGGCAGCAUGGGAACAGAAUGGAUGAGCAUGGUUUUGUAGCCCGCAGCUUCACGCGGCAGUACCCGCUACCAGAGGGACUUCAGGCAGCUGGGCUUAGGGCUCUGUUGUGUCAUGAUGGGAUUCUUGUGGUGGAGGCCAAGGAGCAAGAGCUGGCCAUGAAGUGAAAAGAAUUGGAGAUGGCGGAUGUUGGCGUUCAUCUGUGGAACAUAAAUAUCACGAUGUGGACUAGGCGUACUGUGUGUGUGUGUGUGAGAGCAGGACAUAAGUGAAUCAGGGAAGUUGAUUGUGCAUGCUGAUUUAGUUUUCAUUUCACCAGUGUGUCUUGUUCAUAUGUUUUUGGUCUUGUGAUUUUGUACUGUUUGUUCCACAGGACUGAGUAUAAUAAUAAAGGAAUGUAUUUAUUACCAAAUAAAAAUUGUCCAACCA